Messenger RNA from Microcebus murinus (gray mouse lemur), 5587 nucleotides. The record is from RefSeq and is a predicted model, not a curated record. NCBI's taxonomy places the organism in Eukaryota, Metazoa, Chordata, Mammalia, Primates, Cheirogaleidae.
AUUUAUUGAAAAAAAAAUGUAACUGUACAAAAAGUAAAAGUUGCUUCAUAACUCCUCCAAAUCAUGUUGUUUCUCCUGCUUCUUAUCCUUGACUAAUAUUGACGCCUCAUCAUCUAAUUUUUCCCUCAAAAACCCCCUUUCCAAGUAUCUCCUAGGUUGGCCUUUUCAUAACUUCCAUCAUCUGAUUUCUUCAUUAUUACUCUUCAUUUCUCUUAGCAACCUAAUUCCAGACUCUUCAUUCUCCUGAUUUCCCCAGACUGAAUUCCUGCAUCCCUGUUCACUCUUCCUCACUUUUAUACUUCCAAAGAGGAAAAACUUGGGGGUGAGAGCAUUGCUAGAGACAUUAGUAUCACUCUCUGCUCUUCCUGCCUCUUGAAAUUGAGUUUUCCCUUUUCAUAAAUUAAUGCCAAUCCUCCCAUUAACAAUUUUUGCAAAACAGUAAAUACUUGUCCUUCUCCUUACAUAGGUAUCAAAAGGGUUCAGAAACAGGUAUACAGUCUUAUUUUAUUUUUUUAUUUUGGCAUAGGUAUACAGUCUUUAAAUGGAAACAGUAAAAGCUAUCCAUUAUUUGUUUUUUAAUUGUAACCAUCAAGAAAUAAAAGUUAAGGAUUUACAUUUCUCUCUCUCAUAGAACUUUUUAAAUGUAAAGUAACAGAAACGUUGGUUUUACUUUAAGUGGAGAAAUUUAUUUGCACCAUAUACGACCAUUAAGAAUGUAGAUAAUGUUAUUUUCUUCCUUAAUGAAGGAUACCAGUCAGGUAUCCAGAACUGACAUUUGUCAGAUAGUCUACUGGCAUGGCUGUACGUGUUGAGAAAUGCUGAGAGACUUAUGUAUUGGGUAGUCCAUGGCUGCUGCUUGGAGCCCCAGGUAAUCCCUCACUGACUUGGCCCAGUCCUCUGCACCCCCUUGAACCAGCAACGGAAGGGUUAACAGCUGGAGGCCUGGGGGAUCCAGAUUGGGCUGGUGGCUAAAUGUUCUGAACAUCAGCCCUGAACCUCCCCAAUGCCAUUGGUGGUUCCUAAAAUGUUGGAUUAAAGUAAAUGCUUUUUAGUUGUCAAGAGCAUAGUGCUGUUUCCAAGGAACCGCUUAGUCUGUCCCACUAGAAGCAUCUUUUGGGAACAGCUUUUAUACCAGGCCACACAGGGCUUUGGGGUUUGGAACAAGCUAGAAGAUCUGUGCUUAUCUGCCCUGGGCCUCUUUUGUCACAUGUCGCUCAUCUGUGAGUUGAGGCCCCGACUCCCUUCCCACUGAGUGUUUCUGGGGAACAGGAGGAGGAGACGUUUCUCUCUGAAGAUGAACUCAACAGACCACCUCCGGGAUGCCCCCAAUGCCACCUCGCUGCGCGACCCUCACUCGCAGGGAGGGAACAGCACCUCCCUCCAGGAGGACCUUCAGGAUCUCAUCCACACGGCCACCUUGGUGACCUGUACUUUCCUACUCGCAGUCAUCUUCUGCCUGGGCUCUUACGGCAACUUCAUCGUCUUCUUGUCCUUCUUUGAUCCAGCCUUCAGGAAAUUCCGAACCAACUUUGAUUUCAUGAUCCUGAACCUGUCGUUCUGUGACCUCUUCAUCUGUGGAGUCACGGCGCCCAUGUUCACCUUUGUGUUAUUCUUCAGCUCAGCCAGCAGUAUCCCGGAUGCUUUCUGCUUCACUUUCCAUCUCACCAGUUCAGGCUUCAUCAUCAUGUCCCUGAAGACGGUGGCCGUGAUUGCCCUGCACCGGCUCCGGAUGGUGCUGGGGAAGCAGCCUCAUCGCACGGCCUCCUUUCCCUGCACUUUGCUUCUCACUCUGCUUCUCUGGGCCACCAGUUUCACCCUCGCCACGCUGGCUACCCUGAAAACCAGCAAGUCCCACCUCUGUCUUCCCAUGUCCAGUCUGAUCGCUGGGAAAGGGAAAGCCAUUUUGUCCCUCUAUGUGGUCGACUUCACCUUUUGUGUUGCUGUGGUCUUCGUCUCUUACAUCAUGAUUGCUCAGACCCUGCGGAAGAAUGCUCAAGUCAGAAAGUGCCCCCCUGUCAUCACAGUUGAUGCUUCCAGACCACAGCCUUUCAUGGGAGCCCCUGGGAAGGGAGCCGGAGACCCCAUCCAGUGUACCAUGCCGGCUCUCUAUAGGAACCAGAAUUACAACAAACUGCAGCACAUUCAGACCCACGGAUACACCAAGAGUCUCAACCAGCUGUCCACCCCUGCAGCCGGCCGACUCCAGCUGGUCUCAGCCAUCAACCUCUCCACCGCCAAGGAUUCCAAAGCUGUGGUCACCUGUGUGAUCAUUGUGCUGUCAGUCCUGGUGUGCUGUCUUCCACUGGGGAUUUCCUUGGUACAGGUGGUUCUGUCCAGCAAUGGGAGCUUCAUCCUUUACCAGUUUGAACUGUUUGGAUUUACUCUUAUAUUUUUCAAGUCAGGAUUAAACCCUUUUAUAUAUUCUCGGAACAGUGCGGGGCUGAGAAGGAAAGUGCUCUGGUGCCUGCAGUACAUAGGUCUGGGUUUUUUCUGCUGCAAACAGAAGACUCGACUUCGAGCCAUGGGGAAAGGGAACCUCGAAGUCAACAGAAACAAAUCCUCCCAUCAUGAAACAAACUCUGCCUACGUGUUGUCACCAAAGCCACAGAAGAAAUUUGUGGACCAGGCUUGUGGCCCAAGUCAUUCAAAGGAAAGUGUGGUAAGUCCCAAGAUCUCUGCUGGACAUCAACACUGUGGACAGAGCACCUCAACCCCGAUCAACACUCGAAUUGAACCUUACUACAGCAUCUAUAACAGCAGCCCUUCCCAGGAGGGGAGCAGCCCGUGUAACCUACAGCCAAUAAACUCUUUUGGAUUUGCCAAUUCAUAUAUUGCCAUGCAUUACCACACCACUAAUGAUUUACUGCAGGAAUACGACAGCACUUCAGCCAAGCAGAUUCCAGUCCCCUCUGUUUAAAGUCAUAGAUGGUAGAAAAUCUUGUGUAUAUGGGUUUUGUUACUGAUACUAAUUGACUUUUUUAAACUUUGGGAUCAGUGGCAGAUCAAAACUUAAAGAUUCAGCUAAAAAGUUGGCACUUAAGAUUUUCUUUUGUUUGAAGUAUUAAUAUCUUUUAAUUUGCUUUAUAGUUUCUUGACAUUUUAAGAUUUGAAUCAAUGUUAUAGGUCUUCAAAGUAUAUAUAGGCUUCAUUUUUUUUAAAGAAUAUGAAGGUUUGAUCUUUGCUGAGCUGUUAUUUUUAUUAACUGAGUUAUAAAUUUUGCCUUUUCUGACUUAGUGAAAUAGGAAACAAUACACCUUUUUGGCAGCAGGUUGAUUUGAAGAAACAAUACACUGUUAAAGCAGGAAACCAUAAAUGUAUUACCUAUAACUCUAUCCUUACCAAAAACACUCCUACUGGCAUUAGGUACUUUACUUUCAUAAGACAGCCAACUAAGAAUAUAGUAUUACGAUUAUUGCCAUUUCUUAUUAUAGAUAUUAUUUUAUGUCAAUUGAGUAGCUAUAUUGUUAUUUUAAAAAGAAAGAUGUUACUACUUGUUAAGAGUGAGUUGUUCUAAGCUGGGUGUGGUGGUGCACGCCUGUAGUCCCAACUACUUGGGAGGCUGAGGCAGGAGGAUCGCUUGAGCCCAGGAGUUCAAGACCAGACUGGGCAAUCUAGUGAGACACUGUCUCUAUUUUUUAAAAAAAAGUGAAUUGUUCUAUUUUGGAAUGAUCUUAUUCAAGAAUCCUAAUGAAGAGGACUGCAUCAAUAAUAAAUGUGCACUGUUCCUGGAAGAGUAGGCACUAUGUUGUCAUCUUACGCAGGAUGGCGUUAUGUGGGAAACAACAUGGACUGUUGUCAUGCUUGUCAGUCUUUAUUGUUGCUUAACAAGGCACAGAGAUGAAAUUUGGGAGCGUUUUGAUUUUUGUUUUCUUUCUGUGUGAGAAGAGCUUAUUAACCACCUGACAGUAUUCAAGUAACUAUUUAGAAAUAACUUCUUUUGUCUUUAUGUACUACUAUGGCAUAACAGAAAAAUUCUCAAGAUCUAUUUUCAAACUAAUUGUUUUAUUUCUCUCCAUUAACCUUAAACUGGAAAUGGGCAGUAAGGAAGAGCAGAUUAAGUAUUUCUAUACCUGACACUAAUUUUAUUAUAUGCUCUGUGAUUCCUAGCAUAACUGUGAACUCAUAUUUUUAUGUAAAAAUAUUUUCAUUAUACGGUUAGUAUUUGAAUUUACUAGAAUUUUGGAACUAUAACUGUUAGACACACACAAGAUGAGCAUCAAGAUACAAAACCUAUCUUUAUAAACUGUUACAUUCAAGAAUUAUUAUUUGGAAGGUACUUUAUUCCUUUGGGUGGAGGCAUUCCAUUUACAGCACCUCCCUCAGGCUGCUCACAAAUGCAGAGGUCACCAGAGGUGUGGAGAGACAGAGUAGAUCACCAGGAACUCUGCUCAGCCUCAUCUAACAGCUCUUAGCUCUCAGUAUUGAUCGGUCAUUUCUAGUUUUGAGAUUUAAGCAUAAGGUAUAGGUUUUAUUUUGUUUUUAAAUUCAUCUUUUAGGACUGACUUACAUACCAAUCUCUUCCCCCCUCCCUUUCUUUCUUUCUCCCUUCCUCCCUCCCUGCCUGACUGCCUUCUCUCCCUUUCUUCCUUUAUUUUUUGCUAUUAAAAUUUUAUAACAGAAAAUAUCCACUCUCUCACUUUUUUUGUAAUUGAAUGCUAUUUUUGGAAGUCACUAUUACCUACUUCAAUUGUGUUUUUAUAUUUUUAAUACAACACUAUUUUUAUUUAUUAGUACUCCCAUGAGAUAGGUUAGCAUGUUUACCUCUUUUCAUAAAGAAUUAAGAAGUCUACGAUCCAAGAUCAUUUGAAGAAUAAUGGCAAAUUAGGGAUUAGACUUUUGUCGUAAUUCAAAUCCUGGUAUUUAUUCUAAUAUCCAAAUAGCUUUAUAAUUAAUAUUAAUAACAUUAAUCAAGAAUCACACUUUUAAAAGGUAUAUUUCUCUUUUCAUUGGCCAGGCAUUUCAAAAGUGAUUUAAUCAAAGAUUGAAACAAAAGUGAUUUCUACUUGUAAAAUUUUAAAUGUCAGGUUUUCUAUGUGACCUUUGAGUUUGCGAUGAUUUGACUGGCAUGGGACCCAUCUUUGGGAGGUAAAAAUUAUAGCAUAAAGAAAACUAAACAUUUGUAUAUGAGGUAUUGUCUCUUUAUGCUCAUCAAGAAAUUAUUGAUUUAGCUUGCAUGAAAUACAUAGUGGGCUAGAUUCUUAGCCCUCCUCCAUAUCUAUAUGUAGAUAUAGAUAUACAGGUAUUUAUAUAACUUGUCUCUUCAUGAGUUAUAUAUGUCUAUCUGUGCCUAUAUCAUGAUAUAGCUAUAGGUGUAGACACAUAGCCAUAGACAGACAUAUAUAACUUGUCUCUUCAUAAGGGCUAAAAUGAGAACUAAAAGAAAUGAGGAUUCAGUUGAAUAUGAUUAAUUAGCAGAGUAUAUUAAUUAGUUCUCAUGAUGCUUUACUGUGAUGCAAAGUAUGUGAUGUAUUUAAAACAUUUUAUAAUAAUUGUUCUUAUGUUAACCAUUAGGCCAUGUCUGUAUUUCUGAUGCUUUUAAUUUCCUUUUAAAAUAAUGUUUGGAAAAUAAAAAUAUUGAAAAUCCUAA